Messenger RNA from Frieseomelitta varia, 4436 nucleotides. RefSeq lists its product as uncharacterized. The record is from RefSeq and is a predicted model, not a curated record. Lineage: Eukaryota; Metazoa; Arthropoda; Insecta; Hymenoptera; Apidae. The transcript has 22 exons. Gene Ontology annotation, biological process: lipid transport. Gene Ontology annotation, molecular function: lipid carrier activity. The coding region runs from base 134 to 4402 and encodes 1422 amino acids.
UUUAGACAGGAGAUAAGUUUUAUUCACACAGAUAGUGAAGACGUGUUCAUGGGUCACAGAGAUAGGGACAGCAAGGGUCAUCUCUUGACUUCUAUGAACUCAGUUCACUUUUGUUAAGCCACUAUUGUACACCAUGAAAUUCGCAGAUGUUAAUUAUAUACAAAUACUAAUGCAUAAAUUAAAGGAAAUUAUAUUUCUAUUUUUCCUGUUUUGUAAUAGUCAUGUUACAAAUAGUAUAUUUCAAUCAGGAAAAGAAUAUGUAUAUUCUUACAAUGCACUUUCAAGUUCUGGUGUUUUAUUACCAUCUGGUGCAUCAUCUUCAUGGGGUUUUAAUGGGAAACUUAAAAUUCAAGCAGAACAAGAUAUUGCUACAAUGCAGUUGGAAUCAUUAAAAAUGACUAUUUGGAAUGGUAAAAUUCAAGAACAAGGAAAAAAUCAAGAUAUUCCUGAAGAUGUGACUGAUCUUCUAAAACCAUUUCAAAUUAUAUAUAGAAAUGGUCUUAUUGAAAAUUUUACUACAGAAGCAAUAUCACCAUGGUCUGUAAAUAUAAAAAGAAGUAUAGCAGGAAUUUUACAAUUAGAUCUGUCUAACUUAGAGAAGGAAACAGCAUUUCAUUCAACUGAAAAAAAUCAUUAUGGUCAAUGCAAUAUUGAAUAUGUUGUUAAUCCUGAACAAAAAAAUGAGUGGUUAAUUAGAAAAUUUUUUGAUCCACGAACUUGUAUUGGACAUCCUCAUUACACUUGGUCAAAUGUUCCCAAUAUGUUAUGUCCUAAUGGAGAUCAAAAUCCAAUAUUGAAGUCCAGUGAAAGAUUAUACAAAACUAAAGUAAAUGGAUCUUUAAAUGAGAUUUUAUUUGUUAAUGCUUCUGGAGGCAUUUAUAUUCAACCUUUCCAAAAUUUUGGAGAAGCACAUUUUCAUUUUACAAGACAAAUUUUUAAAUUAAUUUCGGUGAAAGAAACAGUAGAUAAGAUAUCUAUUAAAGAUUUAUAUUUCAAAGUUCUACAACAUGAACUCCCAGAAGUUGAUCUCACUCAAGGCAGAGGUAUUUUUGACAAAAAUACUGUUUUUACCUCUAUAGGAACUUUAUUAGAUCGAUUAAGUUUGAGACUUGAAAAUCCUGGUUUGGAUAUAGAGACAAAUAAUUUACAUAAUACAACAAUAACUGUAUUACUCUACUAUCUUGGAAUGUUAGAUGUUAUUGACUUACGCAAUGCAUACACAAAAAUCUCAGGAACAAGUUAUAAAGAAGAAACAGUACGAAAUAUGUUUCUUGAAGCUCUCCCACAAGUUGGUACUAAAGAAGCUGCAUUGUUUAUAUUAGAAUUAAUCCAAGAUAAAAAAGUUUCGGAUAUGUCCGCAAUUCAACUUCUCACUCAGUUGCCAUUUCAUAUACGAAAACCUGACAUUCAAUUAUUAAUAAAUUUACAAACGUUUCUAAAUUUGCCAGAAAAGGUUUCUGUUGAAGUUCAAAACACCGCUAUUCUUACAUACGGCACCUUGAUUUAUAAGACUUGUUUAUUAUAUUGUCCAUAUGAGAUGUUAGAUGAUUACGUACGCUUGUAUCUUGAUAAAUUUACAGAGAAUAGGGAAUAUGAAAAAAAAAUGAUUUGGCUAGAAGGAUUAGCAAAUAUACAGCUAGGAAGAGUAGUUGAAUUUUUAGAACCUAUUGCAAGUGGUAAUAAUGCAGAAUCACGUCAUUUUCGUGUUCUUGCUGCAUGGGCAUCACUUUCAACUGCUCCUUUAAGGCCUGAUGUUAUAUAUCGUGUCUAUUAUCCAAUUUUAAUAAAUAGGACUGAGCAUUUAGAAAUGAGGGUAGCAGCAUUGACACUACUUAUUGUUUCUAGUCCUACACCAAGCAGAUUAAUAUCAUUAUAUUGGUACAUGCAAAGUGAAUCCAGUCAACAUUUAUAUAAUUAUUUUUAUACUAUUUUGAAAUCUAUACAACGUACUACUCAUCCUUGUUACAUUCAUAUAGGUACGAUAGCUGCACAAUUUACACGAGUACUUCGUCCAACUACAAAUCCAUAUUUAAUUACUGGUAACUAUUUAUUUGACUAUCAGGAUACAUAUAGAAAAUUUGGUGCUAUGAUACAUGGUAUUGUUAUUGCUAAUCCUUUAACAAACAUACCUGAAGUUUUAUACGUAACUAUAAAUACUUAUGGAAAUGGAAUCAAUAUGAAUCAUGUAUCUUUAUAUAUUAAAGCUGAAGGUCUUCUACAUUCAUUAUCAACACAUCUAGAUGGUCCAACACAAGUAAAGGAUAUAUUAAAACAAUUUAAGUUAGAUCAAAAGCAAAAUGGACCUGUACAUUUAGAAGUAAUUGCACGUAUUCAAGAAAAAACAGUUUUAUGUCUUCAUCUUAAUGAAACAAACAUUAUUAAAGGAUUUAAAUAUUUGUCUUCCUUAUCUGAUAAUAUAUAUCAUAUAUAUCAAAAUAUGGAGUUUCAUGUUAAUCAACAACGUAUUAAUGUUCCAUUAACAAUGGAAUCAAUCCAAGUUACAGAUCUAGGAGCAAAUGUUAGACUUGCAGUUAUUACAACAUCAUUAUUUUCUAUGAGAGGGAAUUUUACAUAUAUUUCAGUUGGUCGUAAUAAUCACGUUAUAUUACGAACAUCUAUUCAUAAGUCGGAAAUAAUAGAAAGUUAUAAUCCUUUAAUUGAUACAUGGCAUAGUGCAGAAAGGGCACAUUCUAUUCAUGGAUAUCUUCCAAUUAAUAUUACAGUUGGAUUUAAAGAUCGUCCAUUCAUUUCGUAUAACACUCCUGGAGAACAUCUUAAAAUAGGCAUCACAGCUCAUGCCAGAACAUCCACUAAUAUAAAAGGAUUAAAUAUUAAAGCAAAAUUACAUCAAAUUUGUCCUACUUGUUCUCAAUUAUAUUUAGUUACAAAAUCACCAACAUACAAACCAAAAACUGUAGAUCUAUUUCAAAUUGAAUUAUCAGAAUUGGGUGGUCAAAUAUACGUAAAACUUUUUGACUGUGAAAAUGUAAUACCACGAGAAAAAUUAAUUCGAGAUGUGUUUUCUUCACAUCGAGCUAACUAUCCUAUUUGGCCAUUUCUGGAGUUUGCUUUAACAGCUCUUCAUUUCUUAGAUUACUGCACAUAUGUGCCACCAAAAGGUAGUUGUGGUUUAGCUGCAUAUAUUAGUACAAUUGAUGCCCAACGUACUCAAGUAAAAUUUGAAUAUAUUAAAACUCCAAGUCAUCAUGUGCUGUCUUUAACACAUCUCAAUACAGAGUCAUCACAAAUUCUUCAGCAGUGGAACAUAGCUGCACUUUACGAGAUUACCAGUUGGAUGUCUGAUAUGAUUAAAAUUAAAGCAACUAAAAUUAUACCAGGUCGAAAGAUUUUAAAGUUUUGUCUAGAAGCAGAAAAAGAAGUACCUUGGGAAUGGAAUUUUUUGAGUACUAAGCCAAGUGAUUCUGCUAGAAUUGCAUUAAAUGUUGUUUGGGGAUAUUCUGAUACAGCAAAAGGCAAAUGUAGUGGAUCUUCAGUUACAUUAGAUUUACUUGGUGAAAUUAGUAAAGAUCAAUUAAAAAAUGCAAAAGAAUCACAAUGGCCUUAUGAAGAAUGUCGAAAACAAUCUAAAGGAAAACGUUUUACCCCAUUCUCUGAUGCCUGUUAUGAAGCUUCAAGAGAAUUAUCGACCUUGAGAAGAUAUCAAAUUGUUGCACAACAUGAAAAUAUGCCACAAAACUUGAUAAAUUUAGCUUGGAAAUUUCGAGCCUUCUAUGAUCUAAUUGGUGGAAAUAGUAGUUCAGAUUCUAGUUCUAAGAAAUUUAUUGUGACAGCAACAUUUCCAAAAGAAUUAGAUAUUGGUGAAUUAUCACUUAAUAAUGACAAAAUAGCGAUUGAAUAUAAUUAUGAUAUCAUAGAUUACUUUUUAACUCGAACCAGAAUUCAUAAAUACAUGGAUCUAUCAAUAUUUAAGGCUUUUUUUGGCACAUGUGUUGUAACACCAGAUAAUAUAAGAUCAAUUCACAAUGUUACUUAUCCUUUUCACAAUAAACCUGAAGUUCUGUUGCUUGGUCAGUGUUAUAGUGAAAAUCCAAAAUAUGCAUUCACAGCACGAAAUGAUUUACAUGGUGUUAGUAUCAAGAUAUAUGAUGAAAUAGAUACAGUACAAAUUGUACCUAAUCAAACUGGAGGAGCAGUAUACAAUAAUACAAUACAUAUUCCAUUACCACAAAGUUUUAUGUUUCAUUCAUUAGGUUCAAAGAGAGUAAGAUUGGACAGUAAUACUAUUGAUAUUAUAAUUCCUAAUCUUUAUUUAUACAUGCAUUGGACACAAGAACAAAUCCUUCUAUUCUUUCCAACGUAUCUAUUAGAAUUUAGCUGUGGUAUAUGUGCAUUAGACACCUUUGAUACUAAUAAUUUAUAUGAGAAACUAUUUUAUUUAUAAAAAUUGAUUUAAUAUAAAAAAUUACUUAAUGUGA